Molecule: messenger RNA, 3927 nt
Organism: Bemisia tabaci
Lineage: Eukaryota; Metazoa; Arthropoda; Insecta; Hemiptera; Aleyrodidae
Gene: nwk
Product: FCH and double SH3 domains nervous wreck
Biological process (GO): regulation of actin filament polymerization; neuromuscular synaptic transmission
Cellular component (GO): recycling endosome; neuromuscular junction
Molecular function (GO): protein binding
Source: RefSeq, a predicted model, not a curated record
AGCUUGUACCAUCGCCACCGCCUUACACCCGCGCGAUACCGCCCGCCGUACUUGAGUUUCCGCCUUUUGACGAGCCCUCUUCCAACGGUAACCGACUCGCUCAUUAUCCGAUCCAACCACGGGGUUGUCGGGAAAGAGAUUUUGUUGUGUGUAACGCCUCCCUGAAGCUCUGUUCGGAUUCAAAAGCUCGGGGAAUUGUGCGGUGAAUCCGGUGUUUGUAAGGUUACCGUCGGAACCCUUCAGCCCUAGCGGAGCCUUUGGUUAAGGCUCCGACCUAGGAUCGGAAAGGCAAGUUCCGGGCACGAGCGACGAGGAAUCCGGAGUGACGGUUAUGUGCAGUGAUUGACUGGGAAUCGGAGAAUCGAUAUUCGAUAUCGACGAUCAGUGCGGGGGUGGAUUUCGGGGGAGCCGCGAUCGACCCGCGACCGGGAUGGGCUUGAGCCGCGGGGCGAGUCAGCUGUCGGACUGGCCUAGUUCCGGGCUCUGCGCGAGGGGGUGAGCGCUCCGGUGGGAACAGCCCAGCCCGCCACCGCUACUCGCCACCAGCCGCGCCACCGCGCCUCCAAUCAAUAGACACACGCCGCCGUCCGCCGACUGACACACGACUAUGCAGCCGCCGCCACGGAAAGGAAACUAUGUGAAAUUUUUGAAGAAUCUCCACUCUGAACAAGCGGCAAAGUUAACGCUCAAGAAUCAAAACGAAUGUGAUCUCCUAGAGGAUAUUCGGGGCUUCGUAUUAAAGAAGUCGUCAAUAGAAAAAUCGUAUUCUGAGGCCUUGUUGAAGAUUUCCUCGGCGUUUCUGAACAAAAAAAUACCCAAUAUCCCAGACAUCAAAACAGACGGCAGUGAAGAAAAAUGGAACAUGUGGAAUGUGUGGCGAACGGUAUUGGAGGAGAACGAGAAGCUUUCCCGGGCGCGGCUCGCGGCCAUAGAGGUGUUCCAGCAACAGAUAGCUGACGAUGCCUGCACGUUGCGGAGGCACAAAAUGCAGAUGGCCAGAAAAUGUGUGGAGACCCUCUCCAUAAUACAAAAAGAGGUCCAGGCUAGCGUGCAGGAUGUCGACCUGAACAAGAAGCGAUACUUCGAUGAGGAGCACUCAGCGCACGACGUCCGGGAUAAGGCCAAAGACAUAGAAGAAAAGCUGAAAAAGAAAAAAGGCUCCUUUUUCCAAUCUAUCACAUCACUCCAGAAAAAUAGCGCCAAAGUUUCCUCGAGAAGAGAUGCUCUGGAGGAGAAAUCUGCCGGAGCGAGGAAUGAUUAUUUGUUAAGUUUAGCAGCAGCCAAUGCUCAUCAAACUAGAUAUUUUGUCGUCGAUCUUCAGAAUCUCAUGUUGACUAUUGAAAGCAAUGUUUAUGAAAAGGUACAAGAAUAUCUCAUGCUCAUUGGCCGGACGGAGCUGCUUACGUGUUCGGCCGCCCAGGUCUCUUUCACCAGGAUCAGAGACCAAGCCCAUCAGCUGUCGCGGGACUACAACAUGCAGUGCGUGUACCUGUACUACCCGGUGCUGAAGCAGCACAUCCAGUACGAGUUCGAGGCGUGCGACAACGACACCGUCGACCGGAUCACCGCCGACCACAGCUCGGUCGUCUCGGUCCUCUCCAAGGAGGCCCGUCGCUGGGCCACCCGCGUCCACCGCGAGAACAACAACAUCCGCGAGAACACUCGCAAACUCCAAGUCUUCCAGGCACUCAGGGACUCCGGACAAAAGUCUGAUCCAAAUGACCCGAAUGGGCCAGAUUUAGAAACAAAAAUUGAAGAUCUGAAACACAGUAUUAGGAGAUCUGAGGUAGCAAAAGCAAAGGCAGAAGCAAGACUGGAAUGUUUGAGGAAUGGUGACUCAAAUGUGAAUGUUGAAGAAUGGUUAGCAGACAUGAACCUGGAAGAUCUAGGCCGCUCUGUCAGCUCUGCUUCAAUGCAGAAUGAUACGUCUGCGAAUCAGGAAGCAGGCGGCUCGGAUUCGAUGUACGAUAGUGACUACACAGACGCAGAAACGGAGCACAUCCCGCUGCACCCGCCCGGGAAGGAGAGAGAGACGAGUGAGGAGGACCAUGAAAGGCCCGACUCCGGUGAAGUUGACGGCGAAUGGGCCAUGUUAGAACAGGAGCGGCAAAGGAUAGAGCAACUAACGGCAGGUUGGGAUGAUCCAACGAAAGUAGAUUGGGGAGACACUGACACCGCAGACGUUGCCGACACAGAGACGUAUCCUAUGCCUCAGGUGGAACCAGGAAGUGUUUACAAAUGUAUAGCACUCUACUCCUACACCGCGCAGAACCCGGACGAGCUCUCGAUAAUCGAGAACGAGCAGCUGGAGGUGGUGGGCGAGGGGGACGGGGACGGGUGGCUGCGGGCGCGGAACUACCGCGGCGAGGAGGGCUUCGUGCCGCACAACUACCUGGACGUGGAGUGGCAGCCGGCGACGGGCCUGGCCGGGCCGCAGCUCCAGACGCAGAUCUCCUUCUCCUCGGUCGACUACACCAUCGACGAGCAGGACCCCGACGCCGACGCCGACGCCGACGCCGACGCCGAACAGGAACCCGAGUCCGAGCAGAGCGCCGCCACCACCGUCACCACCCGCGAGGCACACCGCCCCGCAAACAUAGACAUAUCCGGAGGCACGUGGUGCGUGGCCCUGUACGAUUACGAGGCGACGUGUCCGGAAGAGAUCUCCUUUGGCGAGGGGCAGAUCAUCAAGAUCCUGCGCAAGAUCAUCCACGACAACGUGGACGACGGCUGGUGGGAGGGCGAGGUGGACGGCGUCAAGGGUCUCUUCCCCUCCCUCGUCGUCGAAGAGUGUCGAGAGAACGGCGAACCCCUUACGCCUGAGGGAGAGGAUACUCCACCUGGAUCCGCGCCGCCUGUGUUCACACCACCGGAUGUCCCGUCUUUCUUACUCGCUCCGCAGACCAUGGUCACCCAACCAACGCCCAUCCACGAAUUUCCGGAGCCACCCGCAGGCGGAUCAAAGGAAGGGGCGCCGGGAGAAGAGUCCGAGGGCUUCGCGAUGGAGCUGACACGGGGUCAGCAGGAUCAAUACGAUUCGCAGUUCGACGAGGAUUAUGAUGGGGAGUCCGGGCCUCCUCCCAGUAUGCCACCACCUAGUAUGCCACCGCCAAGUAUGCCACCGCCAAGUAUGCCACCACCGAGUAUGCCGCCACCGAGUAUGCCGCCACCCCCACCGGUUCAGAUAGCUGUCGUUGCCGAUGAUGAAUGUGACGAUAGCAGCAAAGCAAUAGAGGAGCCGGUGGAGGUCGCGCCCGCGGAGGCGGCACCGAAGAAGUCCAAGACGAGGCAAAGCACGAGCAGCGCGGACAGCGGCGGAGGUCUGGGCGUAGCGCAGAUCGUCAUCACGGCCGCGACGCCGAUGAUGGAGGAGGCGGGGACGCCUUUCCCGCCGCCGCCUCCGUCGCCGCCCGCCCAACCGCCGCCUCCACCCCCGCCCACCGCCGCCGCUACCCCUUCGCCCACCCGGGAGGAGGGCGACGAGGAACUGGAGAACGCCGCCGCCAAGGAGGGACUCGACGAGCCCCCCGCCGAAGGUAUCACCCGAGAGCCAACUCCGUUUCCACUGAGCAGUAGCACUGGGAGCGAGGAGGACACGGGGCCGAGCACAGCGGAGAACUCGCAAGCCUACCCGGCACCCACAACCCAAGCACAGCCGGAACUGAAAGCGGUGCCCACUUCCUUCCAGUCAGGAGAGAUCCCAGAUGAGUUAGAGCCCCAUCAACUGGCCCAACUCCAAGACUUAAAAGAGUCCAACGCAUAAAUACUCAUCGACAUCGUCUCUAGAAUUUUCAUGCUCAUUUCAAACAGCCAUAUUAAUUGGACUGAGUUAAGCAGAAAGGAACCAACCCGCAUUUUGGAAAAAAUUGAGUUAUGAGUGGUUUUGAACUCAACCACUGCUCUCCUAUCUAUCGCCAAAAAUUCAAA